AUGGCUGCGGCGUUUUUUGGUGGCAGCAGGUCAGGAGAGGCGGAACGCGUUGAGUGCUACUUCAAGCAAUAUAGCCGAGAAGGCAUCCGCACUCCCAUUGUGAAGGCAGGCUUGUUCCGCUUGUCGAACUCGGGGUUACCCCACAAGAAACAUAAGUAA
This is a messenger RNA of Pyrenophora tritici-repentis Pt-1C-BFP, 159 nucleotides long. NCBI's taxonomy places the organism in Eukaryota, Fungi, Ascomycota, Dothideomycetes, Pleosporales, Pleosporaceae. The record is from RefSeq and is a predicted model, not a curated record.